AUGUAUUCUGACAAAGAUUUAUUCCACCACAUAGGAAGCACGAAGGGUAAAACCAAUGGGACCACUGCUACCGCUGCUACCGGGCAACCUUUGACUCCUGAUAUCAUAUCCCAGUGGGAGCGCCCUCGAACUACCGCCCUCUCGUUCGUCUCGAUUGUCAGUCUUAUUGUUGCAGCCCGAUACCUCCCCUUGUUACGAUGGCUCUUCAAGUUUUCGUAUCUGGCUCUUGGAUUCACCAUUGCCCUCGAAAUCGCCGGAAAAGUCCUCUUGUCUCGCGGCCUAGCCAGCUCCUCCCGCCCUCGCAAAUACUACACAAUUCCUAAAGACACAGUAGAGAGCAUCCUAGAGGAUCUAGAACAAUUGAUGGACUUCUUUCUCAUUGAGAUCCAGCGCAUCCUCUUUGCGGAGAAUCUCACCUAUACUCUUGCCGCAUUCUCUGCUGCGUUGACCUCGUACUGGCUUGUCCGCUUCCUCCCUACCUGGGGGCUGUCCCUCAUCCUCGUUUCUGUCGCAUACCUGGGACCCCUAAUCUACGUCAACAACAAAGAACUCAUUGAUUCCCAGAUCGACCAGAUCCAACAAAUCGUCAACUCCCAAGCCACCCAAGUGAAGGAGAUGGCGGGCCAGCAAACAGCCCAUGCCACCCAUAUCGUCAAGCAGUACGUGGGCGACUACCGUGCAAAGGCUAACGAAUAUAUGGGCUCCGCCCGCUCUCUCCCUCCCGUCGAACAAGUUACCCCAGCAAGCUCACAGGCCCAGUCCGGGCUUAAAUCUGCCAAAGAGCCCGCCGUUGACCCCAUAGCUAAACCUGUUGCGAAAGCCACCAGUGCUGAGCAUGACGCUACUGAGCCCGCCAUCACACAGACAGACUUUCCCACAGCACCGAAAGAUGAUAUCCUGCUUGGCGAGGAAACGACACCGGAAGCCGGGGCGGAGCCGAAAUUAGACGAGCCGCUUCUGGCAUAA
Histoplasma mississippiense is the source of this 966-nucleotide messenger RNA. RefSeq lists its product as hypothetical. The record is from RefSeq and is a predicted model, not a curated record. Lineage: Eukaryota; Fungi; Ascomycota; Eurotiomycetes; Onygenales; Ajellomycetaceae. The transcript has 5 exons. Bases 1 to 966 code for a protein of 321 amino acids.